Messenger RNA from Oreochromis niloticus (Nile tilapia), 6204 nucleotides. RefSeq names its product CAP-GLY domain containing linker protein 2 (gene clip2). The record is from RefSeq and is a predicted model, not a curated record. Gene Ontology annotation, cellular component: cell cortex; microtubule plus-end; nucleus. NCBI's taxonomy places the organism in Eukaryota, Metazoa, Chordata, Actinopteri, Cichliformes, Cichlidae. The transcript has 18 exons. The coding region runs from base 703 to 3804 and encodes 1033 amino acids. Gene Ontology annotation, molecular function: microtubule plus-end binding. Gene Ontology annotation, biological process: cytoplasmic microtubule organization.
UUUUAAGCGGAGUACGUCACGGGGAUGAGCCAGACUGUAGUCUACACUCAUCUUUCCCCCAGGAGGCUCUCCUUCCCAGCCCCUUUGUUCAGUCUAGCCGGUGGGUUGAGUCAGUCAGAAGGAGGCUGUGCUAGCCCAACAAAUCCAAAUCACUGUGGGAACACCGACAAGAGAAAGAAGAGGCCGAAAAAUAUAUACACGGGAGGACGUUUUCAGUUAGAGGCGCACAGCAGAAAGAAAACGGAAAAAGUUGGUUUUUCAGUGUUGCUGAUGCUGCGUUUAAUGCCGGUAACCGUCUGGACCUGCGUGCCAGCGUUCGGCUCAUUUAAGUCCAUUAUCUUCGCUCCAGUGUAGCCGCCUGAGCUAACACGCUGUUAGAGAUGAACCGGCAGGCUACAUGCUAACCCAUCACCGGUAUAUUGCUGACAGUGUGCAGUUGUUGCCACCAUCCAUCCACUGAUCCACGCUGACUCUCCCUUUCAGUUUCUGCUCAGCAUCCAUAUUUGCAUCCCAGGGAGUGGCAGCCACUAAUCCCCUGUUUUCCACCCGUGGCUAGGAAUUCAAAGUUGGACACCCCCUGAAUUUUCUCACAGGAUGCUAAAACAUGGAGACUGACAGCCACCACUCCCACAUCUAGUGCCUGAUCCAAAAGCCUUCAUCGCCCAGGGAGAAGGAACUCUCAGGUCUCCCUGCUAACGUAGAAUGAACAUGCUCAAGUCCAGUGGACUGAAAAUCCCUGGGCGCGGGGCCAAGCAUUCCAGCCCAGUGGGAAGGACCUCGGCGGGUGGAACGUCCAGCCCCGUUGCCCCUAAAGACAGUGCUGCGCUGAAGCCCACCACUCCAACUAAAAUCUCUGAAGAGGGCGACGAUGUUUUGGGGGAUUACACCGUUGGCGAACAGGUUUGGGUCAAUGGUGUGAAACCAGGAGUUAUCGCCUACCUUGGGGAGACCCAGUUUGCUCCAGGACAGUGGGCAGGCGUCAUACUGAAUGACCUAGUUGGCAAAAACGAUGGUUCAGUGGGUGGCGUGCGCUACUUUGAGUGCCAGCCCCUCCAGGGCAUCUUUACCCGACCCUCAAAGCUCACCCGACAGCCAGUCGGAGAGGGGAGCGACAGCCACUCCACCGACUCAACCCAGAAUCAGACUCAGCAGGGUGGCAGCGGCGCCCCCGCCGGCCAGCGAGUGGUGGUACCGCUCAGAGAAGGCCUGCUCAACAGCGCCGUGAAAACAGGAAAUGAGUCUGGGUCCAACAUGUCCGACAGUGGUUCGGUUAAAAAAGCAGGAGAUAAAGAUCUUCGAGUUGGAGAUCGAGUUUUGGUUGGAGGCUCGAAGAUGGGAGUCAUACGCUAUAUGGGGGAGACAGACUUCGCCAAGGGCGAAUGGUGUGGGGUCGAGCUGGAUGAGCCUCUGGGGAAGAAUGAUGGUGCAGUAGCUGGUACAAGAUACUUUCAGUGUCUCCCUAAGUUUGGCUUGUUUGCUCCGGUCCACAAAGUGAUCCGCAUCGGCUUCCCCUCCACCAGCCCGGCGAAGGCUAAGAAGAGCAAGCGGGUGGCAAUGGGAGUUUCCUCUCUGGCCCACAGCCCCAGCAGUUCCUCCAUCAGUUCAGUCAGCUCGGUGGCCUCCUCUGUAGGCGGACGUCCGAGCCGUGCUGGACUGCUGACGGAGACAUCAUCGCGCUACGCACGGAAGAUCUCGGGCACCACCGCGCUGCAGGAAGCCCUGAAGGAGAAGCAGCAGCACAUCGAGCAGCUGUUGGCCGAGAGGGACUUGGAGCGGGCGGAGAUGGCCAAGGCCACGAGCCACAUCUGCGAGGUGGAGAAAGAGCUGAGCGGCCUCAAGGCUCAGCACAUGCAGUAUGUGACAGAGAACGAGAAUGCUCUCCAACAAGUCAAAGCCAUGCUGGCCAGCACGCAGAAGGAUAAACUGGAACUGGCCAAUCAGCUCGAAGAAGAAAAAAGGAAAGUGGAGGACCUACAGUUCAGAGUAGAAGAGGAAUCCAUCACCAAAGGAGACCUGGAGACUCAGACGAAAUUGGAACAUGCCCAUAUUCGUCAGCUUGAGCAGAGCCUGCUCCUCGAAAAGUCGAGAGCAGAGAUGCUCCACAAAGAAUUAGAGAAGCGGAGGCAAACUACAGUUGAGGAGAAGAGCCGCAUCAUGCAGCUGGAGGAGGAGCUCAGCCUCAGGAGAGCCGAGAUCGAGAAUCUCCAGGUCCAGCUCAAAGGGGCUGACGCAAGCUGGCAGAAAGCUGACCGUGUCGAUGCGACCCAGGGGUCCGACGCCCAGCCAGAGACCCUCCUGCUGCGCGAGCAGCUGCUGUCAGCGGGCCGGGAGCACUACAAGGAGAGCAGCGAGCUCAGAGAGAAGUACGAGACUGCCUUAGCCGCAAGCCAGCAGGAGGUCGACUCACUGAAGGCUGUCGUGGAGAAACAGAACGUGGAGAUCAAUGAGAUGAAACAGAAAGUUCAACAGGCCACAAAGGAAAACGUGGAAAUGAUGGACACCUGGAAGGCUAAAUUUGACACUUUAGUCAGUGACCACCAGCGAUCCUUGGAGGAACUAAAGGCAACACUGAGCAGUAGUCAUACCGCUACAGAAGGUCAAGAGCAGGACACCCAGGAGCUGAGGGCCACACUGGAAAGCCUGAAGAUGGAGCACCAGCUAGAGGUGGAGAACCUCAAGGCCAAACAUAAAAUUGAAGCUGCCAUCCUGACAAAGGAACGAGAGGACCUCUGCACUCGUCUGCAGGAGGCCAAAGACCAGCUGGCUGAAGGCAACCAGACAUGGAGGGCUGAAUUGGAAGCCAAAAGUGGAAAGCACGCGCUGGAGGCAGCUACGGAUAAGCUACAGAAGGCGGAGCAGAGGCUGGCAGAUAUGGAGACGCUUCAGAUGGAGCAGAACAAAAGAGCGGAGGAGCUGAGGGAGAGGCUGGAGCUGUCAGAGAAGCAGAUGACGGACUACCAGGCUCUGCAGAAAGCUCAGGAGGCGAGCCAAGAAGAGAUCCAGAAACUCGAGGAGAAGCUGAGGGUGACGGCCAACCAGCUCCAGGCCAUCCAGGCAGAGCGCUUCACAUCUAAUGAUGCUAAUGUGAUAGAAGAUAAUGAAAUUUCAGAUGAGAAGAUGAAGCUAAAACAGAACAUAGAAGAAACAAUGGAGAAGCUGCUGAAAAGGGAAAAAGAAGUCUCUACUCUCACUUCCCAGGUCGAAGCCCUCAAAUCACAAAUCGGAGCGCUGGAGGGCAAAGUUCGCAGCGGGGAGAAGAGAGCCGAAGCCCUGGCCAAGGAGAAGACGCGCGUGGAGGCGGAGCUGGAGUCCAUGACCAAGAAAUCCCAUGAUGCCUCUGGGCAGCUGGUGAGCAUCAGCCAGGAGCUGCUGAAGAAAGAGAGGAGUCUGAAUGAGCUGAGGGUGUUACUCCUGGAAUCACAUCGUCAUUCCCGGGAUAUGGACAAAGACCUGAGCAGAGAGGUCCACAAGGCUGAGUGGAAGGUCAAGGAGCAGAAACUUCAGGAUGACAUCAAGAUGCUGCGAGAAAAACUGCUUUUACUGGGUCGGGAACGAUCCUCCCCUGACCACCGGCGGUACUCGAUGCUAGACCCCUCGGCUCUGGACUCGGAGGUGACCCGUCUGCGCCAACGGCUGCUCAGCACUGAGGACGCCCUGAGGAACGCCUUAGAGCACAACCAACAAGUCGACCAGCUGGUCCAGGCCAUGCGGAAGCAUCCAGAAAAAAGCCCGGUCCACGGUGCAAAUUCGGCUAAUGGAAUUCACCACCAGGAGUCACACAGCGCUCAAGAUGAACAACACUGAUAUGAGCAGAUGCGAUGAGAGUGAGACGCUGACGUGACCCCGAGUGAACUGGGACGUGCUGAAGUACACCUGAAACGACAAAGUUUGGUCCGACGUGUCUCCCGAUGCUGCGGUGGACGCCUGAAACAUUUCAGUUUACAAUUAAUACCAAAACAGCGAAUCUCUGUCUCAAGUGAAUAUAUGUGUUGUUACAGAAAGCACCUAUUAGCCAAUCAUGAAGACCACUUAAAAGUACUUUAAACAGGAAAAAAAUAAGAAAAAGAAAGAGGUAUGGACGUGAAGAGAUUAUCAGCUCAACAACUGCUGAGAACUGGCAGUGCAGCAACUUUUGAUGCUUUACAUUAGUUAGAAAAUUUGAAGCUACAAGUUGAAGUUUUGUCGUUCGCUGAAGUCUGAAUGACCGUGCUGAAUUUUGACAAAGAAAGCAAAAAGACUGAUGGACGACGAGAAGAAAAACUGGGUCUCAGUCGCUUUGUUUUAUUUAUUACUUUUAUUUUGCUCCUUGGCUUUGUAAUAAUCCUGUCUGCUGUACAUGAGCUGAUGGCCUGAUUUUCUUUUUAUUUUAAAGGAAGUUUGACUCGUGUCUCACCUUGCUUGAUAUCUGAUGAGGAUUGGUAGCAAACAUUUCCCUUAAUCCAGAAUCAUUUGAACUCACUUUUAGUUACACUGCACCAGAUCAAAACAAGUCAUCUCAGGGCACUCGCCAUAGUAACUAAGACAUUACACUAUAAUAAUAGCAUCUCUGCUACAAACUUUGUGAAAAUAACCAGUUUUUACAGUCACUUUUCAACUUUGUGUUUUUAAAAGGAACAUGAACACUGAACAAAUACAAAAGCAACAGUUUGUUGGAAUAUAGGAGAAGAUGACAUAAGGUGGAAGAAUAGUACAAAGCAAUGCUGUCCUGUCUGCAGACCGAGUAUGUACUCAUCCAGCACAGUGCUGUCAAGCACCGGUGCUUUCGUUAUGCUUAAAUGCAGUCUGAAGACACGUUUGGACUUUUUUAAGUUUUCUUGAUCCAUAUUUUUAUUUUUAUACUCCACUAGAGUAGCUUUACAGUUCAGAGUACUCCUUAUUGAUCAGAUACUGCCCUUCAGUUCAUCCUCUGAAACAAGAUGUUUUAGCCCCUCCCCCAUUACAACAGUUGUCUUCUGAUUGGCUGCCCCCUACAAACAUAUUUGAACAGCAGGUGUGCAGGCCUGCUCUGGGAUUGAAUCCACUGUUCAAAUUCUGAAUUGGAUAAGUGGACGAGGAUGGAUGUUGACCUGAGCGUUUGAAAGCUUGGCCAUGUUUAAUAUGAGCAGUCACCAUGAUAACAGUACAAAGGAAAAGCACAGUGAAGGACGUGCUUUACUGAACAGUGGCAUAAUUUCUAUUCCUCUACGGCCACCGCCUGCCUGGUCAACAUUUCUGUUUGCAGCAAACAAACAUGCCCUUGAAGUUAUGAAGUUCUCAGGUAGCUCCUCAGAACCAUUUGGUCCCAAAGCGCCUUAAUGUACGUAUACUGGUAGAAGCACGAUGAGCACAAAGUUAGGUUCAGUGUGGCCGCUUAAAUGUUGACUGGAGCUCUUUUAACGGUCAUUUCUGGUCCAAGGAUAAAAUACAAAAUCAACCUCUUCCUGUCUUGGAAGACCCCGCGCUCCCUCGCCAACACACAUGAAGAGCGUCAUCUGUUCCAGGACUGAUGGUGAUGAUGUUACUACCAAUCCUCCCUUAAGGUGUUUGUUAAGCUUUUCAGCCAUUUACACAUCAGUGGACUCAUUGUUCAGACUGAAGACUGAACCUGGGAGACGUUGCAGGACAUUUGUAGAACAAAUACAGUGAACCAUUUCAGACUUUUUCCAUUGUCUAAAACUGUCUGACCGCACAUCAAUACAUCUCUUUCUCUGAUCAGUGGCUUUGUGUUAAUUUACUAUAUAUGGUACAAAAUACAGUGUGAGCCCAUUGUAAUGGCCCUGGAUUUCUUUACUGACCCUUUCUGAAGUCUGCUGAAGGGCUUUCCCGGGAGCUAAAACCCAAACAACAGAUGUGGGAAGUUACGCUCAUCCUUCCCUGGAUCGAAAUCAUCCGGAUUUCAUUUGCCUCUAACAUUUAUACUCUUAAGUCUUCCAAAUAUUGUUUUUAUCCAUUUGUCAAACUGAACUAAGGGGGGAUCCUGUUUGUAGUUGGUCACAGGUUGCUAUUGCUUCACAGGAGACACUACACAGAGGUGGGGUGGGGGUUUGCAGAAAGGCUUGAGUAGUGUCCCCUGAGAACACAUGCAGGGCAGGCACUGGUCAGCUCAAAUAAAACCUGAAUUUUCCACUGGAUAUUGUACAUGGCCUUUACAGCUAGAGGGUUCAUACCCUUUGGAGUAUUGCUGCGAUGGUUUUGGAGAUUGAGUCAUUAAAUAUUAACAAUGUG